UACAAGCAGGGUGAGUGAGUGGUUUGGUAGCCGCUGCAGCAGGAGGAAGGAAGGCGGUUCAACCACUAGCUAGUAUCUUUCAGUUUCGUAAUAAAAAAUAUAUCGGUGGGCCCGUUCUGAUAGCAAUCGGUGAUUUGAGUAUUAGACCAAGAUAUUAUUUGAGAUAGGUAUAUUUCGAAUAAUUACCCCCCCGGAUAGAGACAGCAACCGCCAUUUUAAUCGAGUAUAACACGUUUUCGGUGACAGCAGCGCUAGCACAACAAUGGCUCUGAAAAGAAUUCACAAGGAGUUGAAUGACUUGGCACGGGACCCACCAGCCCAGUGUUCUGCAGGACCAGUAGGAGAUGACAUGUUUCACUGGCAAGCCACGAUAAUGGGACCUAACGACAGUCCUUAUCAGGGUGGGGUGUUCUUCCUGACUAUUCACUUUCCCACAGACUACCCCUUUAAACCGCCAAAGGUUGCAUUUACCACGAGAAUCUAUCACCCAAAUAUCAACAGCAACGGCAGCAUCUGUCUCGACAUCCUGCGAUCACAGUGGUCUCCCGCCCUCACCAUCUCCAAAGUUCUCCUGUCAAUCUGCUCUCUGCUGUGCGACCCAAACCCAGACGACCCCUUAGUACCUGAGAUUGCCCGCAUCUACAAGACGGACAGGGAAAAGUACAACAGAAUAGCUCGGGAAUGGACACAAAAGUAUGCAAUGUAGUGUUGGCGUAGAAUCAUGGCGAACCACCUCUACAGCUAAUGUUAGUGGAGCUUUGAAAGUGAAGAGAAAAGAAAUGAAAGAUCUUGUUGGUUUCCAUUGGAGUGCUUUCUUUGAGCCACAUCUCCCCUUAACCAGAGCACCCGUAAACUCCCUCUUUCCUGCCCUGUCCCCCCUUCCUUCACAACCAGUCCACCCCCCUCCACCUCUCCACCCUACUUAACCUGGCAGCCAUGGUGUACAUAUUCUCAAUUUGCAAUCGUACCCCCCUUCUACUCCUCUCAUACCUACCCCACACUCCCCUCCUUAUUCCUGAUCAUAUUCCUGAUGCAUGCUGGGCUACUCCUCUCCCCCCUGACGUUCCCAUAGGGCCCUCCAAAUGUUCUUCACUCUAAAAGCAUUCCUUAUCAUCUGUGUGACUAGGGGGGGUGGGGAGGGGGUCUGAAAUGUAGGGAUAUUUUACUCUGUACCUUUUUUUUUUUUGUCUCCUGAUCUCCCAGCUAUGUAGACGUGAAAGCUUUUCACAUGUUUAGCCGGGGGCACUCGUGUGUUUUGUAUCAAAUCUAGUAAGGAAUUAUUUUAAUCAUAGCGGGCUAUAAAAUGAAAAACUGUUUAUGGCCUUUUUGUCUGUUUCUCUUGAAUUAUAUGAAAGGACUUGAAUUGAUCCACUCUCCCGCACUAUUGCCAUAAACAAAGAUUGUUCCCGCACGCACACACAUCCACACACAGACAGACACCCCCUUACCCCAUUUCUCCAAGACCACCACCUUCGUUACAUUCACAAACUGGAGGUUUUGGACCAGGUAUUUAAAGAAAGUUUUCUUAGUUCAUCCUGUGUUUUAUUAUUUCCCUACAACUCUUAGGUUGCAUUUUUGUUACUGUUGAAAUUCGAGGCUAACAUCUUCAGGCUGUGGGGCUGGUUUGGGCUCUGGGUGUGAGGACAAAAUGCUCCUCACACAAACAAACUCUGUAUAUUGAAUUACCUGAGAGGCUCUUUGAGCUUUGUGUUGAUUAAACUGUGUAAUAAAAACCAUGACUCAAGCA
Coregonus clupeaformis (lake whitefish) is the source of this 1747-nucleotide messenger RNA. It is a transcript of the gene ube2d2, whose product is annotated as ubiquitin-conjugating enzyme E2D 2 (UBC4/5 homolog, yeast). Gene Ontology annotation, molecular function: ubiquitin conjugating enzyme activity. Gene Ontology annotation, cellular component: nucleus. Bases 263 to 706 code for a protein of 147 amino acids. The transcript has 7 exons. The record is from RefSeq and is a predicted model, not a curated record. NCBI's taxonomy places the organism in Eukaryota, Metazoa, Chordata, Actinopteri, Salmoniformes, Salmonidae. Gene Ontology annotation, biological process: ubiquitin-dependent protein catabolic process; protein K48-linked ubiquitination.